AUGGGAGUGAAAGGCCUUUGGUCGAUAGUAUCCCCUGUGGGGGUUCGGGUAAAUCCUGAGAUUUUUACAGGGAAAAGAAUAGCAAUAGAUGUAAGUAUAUGGCUAUAUGAAUUGACAUAUGCAAAUAAUAUGAAAGUACUUCGAAAUAAUUCCUUUGAUCAUUUAGGUAUUUUUAAUGAUUUGUGGUUAGAUUUUUCUGAAAAUAUGAAUAAUGAAAUUAAAACAGAUAGUUUAAAAAAAGCACACUUAUAUUUUUUUUUUUUAAGAAUAUGUAAACUGCUUUAUUAUAACAUAAGACCCAUUUUUGUAUUUGAUGGGAAUCCACCUGAACUGAAAAGAAAAACUAUAUUUCAAAGAAGCAUAAAAAGACGAAAUCAUGAAGAAAGAUUUAAGAAAACUGCCGAAAAAUUAAUUUAUAAUUAUUAUCAAAGAACAUUAUUAAAAUCUUUGAAAAAUAAAAAAAGCACGUCAAACAGGCAAAUGGAGUAUGAAAAAGGUGCUCUUGAUAAAAAUGGAAUAACGAAUUAUACAGCACCUCCAUCUAAUAAUUUAGUAGAAAUUUAUGACAGCAUUAAAGAAAAGGAUGCAUCUCUAAGUAGUAUGGUUGAACAGGUUGGUAAUGUUCAAGUAAGUGUGAAGGAUGUUUUGAGUAUUUGUAAUGAUGAUGAUUUAAAAAAAAUACAAAAUAAAGUGUUUACGUUAACUGAUAUGGAUAUUCUUACGAAACUGAGUGACCAGAAUGAAGUGUCGAAUAGAAGCAGAUUAACGAAUGAUAAUAAAGAGGUGGAGAAAAAAAAAGACACGAUGGAAACUUCAGGGCGAACGGAGGAUAAUGAAAUGUGUGGUAAGGACCACGUAGAUGUGGAAAAUGGUGAUAGUGAUGUUCAUAAUGAUAAUGAAGGGGACAAGGAUGAGAAUGACAAUGAGAAUGACAAUGCCAGUGAGAAUGAGGAAAUACCCGCUAUUAGGAAUAAUGAUAAUGCUAACAACAUUGAUAACGAAAUAAACGAAGAAAUUGUAAGAAAAAAAAUCAUUGCUAGGAAGAAAUAUUAUGAAAACAUUCCCAAAAAUUUUAAAGGCUUUUUAUGUAUGAGAAGACCGGUAGAUAUUAUUGAUAUAAGCAAUUAUAAUACGGACAUUAUGGAGUUUACAGAAAGGUUAAAGGUAAACGAUGGAAAAUAUGGUCGUAAGGGAAACACAGACAAUAUAACUUUUAAAAAAUAUGGCACUUCAUCAAACAUUGUUGGAACUAUGGUACAGGUCGACGAAAAGGGGAGAGACGAUUUUAUGCACGGAAGAACAGGUUACUACACGGGAGGUAGCAAAGAGAAUAGGGUUGAGAAUUGUGGUGAAUGUAGCGGCUCCAAUAGUAGUUACAAUUACGAUGGAAAUAAUAAUGAUAGUGCAGGAGAAGGUAACGUGUUCGACAUAGAGCACAUACACUCAUCGAAUGAUACUUUAUAUAGGACGGUAGCAAGAGAUAACUAUAGCACAGGUGCUAAUGCAGGUGAUAGCACAAAAGCCAUUGCUAACGUAGGUGUUAACGUUGGAGCUGACGUUGAUUCGGAUGAUAGGCCCAGUGAAAAGAGCGUUGGGUCUAAUGUAGAGAAGGGGAAAAAAGACAUAAACAUACUGGAACUGCCAUCUACUAUUAGCAGUUCCAACCUUUUCCUAGAUGGCAAGGAUGAAUACAAAGUGUAUUAUGUAAAUAAUGAGGAAAUUAAAAUACCCAUGUUUAAAGAAAUUAAUAAAGAAAUAUUUGAAAAGCUUCCAAUUAAAUUGCAGUAUCAAAUUCUACAAGAUAUAAAGGAAGAGUGGUAUACAGAUAAUAGAAUAAAAGCAAUAAAAUCUAAAGAUAACAUGGACAUAUUUUCACAAGUGCAAUUAGAAACUUAUGUAAGGAUGAUAAAAACAGAUUUCGAAAUAGAAAAAUUAAAAAUAAAAAUGGCCGAGAAUAUUCAAAAUGUGGAAGGGGAACUAAUUAUAAAUAAAGAGCUGUCCAAACGUUUUGAUAGUUUGCAUAUUAGGGAUUAUAAUGAUAUUAAAAAGAUGAAGAAAAGGAAGAGGAAGAAAUAUAUAAAUGAUAUACUUAAUAAUUGCUACUUUGAGAAUCAGAGUGGCGCUUAUGAGGACCUAUACAUUAAGGAGGAGGGGGGAGAGAAAGAAAUGGGGGUAGUAUCAUUGAUAGAGAUAGGAGCAGGGGAAGGAGCAGUAACUAUGGAUGUAGCGGAGGAAGAAUCACAGGCUGGUAAUGACGAAUACACGAAAAGACAUAACAGAGAAAUAGAUGAAAGUUGUAAUACAAAAGAAUGGAAUAAAGGUGUAGAAUUACGGACUAUUCAAAUGCGUAUUUUUAAAAAAGAGGAAACUGAAGAGGAAAAAAAAAAAGCGUUCAUAAAAAUGGAAAACGAAUUUAGAAAAGAUCUCUUACUAGAUGAUAAGGAAAUUUUUGGUAACGAUUUUUUGGACAUGGUGGUUGUAAAUCAGAAGGAAGAUUUAAAAAACAUGAACAGUUCAGGUGAUGAUAAAUUUAUUCCAAAGUGUAAUCAGGAAAGAGAAAAGGAAGCAGUUAAGUACAUUGAUCUAAUUGAUGUUGAAUGUGAAUCGAGUAAGAGGUAUAGGAAAAGUGUAAGUAAUGCCCCUUAUGGAGAGGUAAUAAAUAUAUGUGGAGAAGAGAAGGCUGUGGAUAUAGGUGAACACAAUGAAAUAAAAAGCGUCCUAUUAGACAAGACUAACGGGGAAAGUGGACAGUUAAAAGAAGCAUCAUUAAUUCAUGAUAUUGAAGGAACAGAAGAGAGGAGAAAUGGAGCAUCCAGCGAGUUAUCUAGUUAUGUUGUCGUUGAUGAUGAUGAAGUUGACAGUGAUCAUGUUGUUCAUGUUGAUGAUGAUGAUGAUGAUGAUGAUGAUGAUAAUGAUGAUAAUGAUGAUAAUGAUGAUGUUGUUCAUGUUGAUGUUGAUGAUGAUGAUGAUGAUGAUAAUGAUGAUGAUGAUAAUGAUGAUGAUGAUAAUGUUGUUCAUGUUGUUGAUGAUGAUAAUAAUGUUCAGGGAGAUAAUGAUGACGACUUUGAAAAUUGCAGUGUUCAGGAAAAGGAAGUUUUUGAUGAUAGGGCCUUGCAUCAUGGUCAAGAUGUUGAAAUAGAUUUAACAUAUGAGGAUGAACUGCCUGAUGGGGGUAGAAAGAUGGAUGUCAGUGAGUUGGCGAUGGAUGACCCGUUUGAAAGGGUAAGUCGAGAUAAUAAUGAUGAAGAUGGCAAUGAAGCAAAUGAUGAAGAUGGUGGUGUUGUCUUUGCAUGUGUGAGCAACGCAGAUCGGGAUAUCAACAGCUUAGAUGGUAGUAGAAUUCGUAGCUGUAGUAGCAAUGUAAGCGAAAGUGCUGCAGGGAAAGGGGGGAACAACGAAGUUUAUAUCUGCACUACUGACAACUGCAAAUAUGGUUACGAAGAUGAAGAUGAAAACAGAUUCAAUAAUAAAAUUAUAGAAGAAAGUUCAGAUAUGAGAGAGGAUAAAAUAAAUGUUUUAGAAGACCAACAGAUGGAAGCAAAAGGCCCAGUUGACCGUGAUAAGGAGGGGGACUACGAACCAAUUAACAGAUCGAUUGAUAAGUUAGCGUUCCAACAAGAAUGUGAAGAGAGUAAACAAAAUGAAGAAAUUAAAGGGGAGAAAAAAUGUAUUAAUGAGCAUUUUUCGGAAAGUCCACAUGAUGAUGGUAAACAAAUGAAUGCUCCAGAUGAAUUGAUAAAAGUAAGGAGUAGAAAAAGUUUUCUUACCAAAGAGGAAAUUAAUAACUUGUUAUUAAACAAAGGGGAUAUAAGUAAUGUGGGAAAGGAAGUAAGUCAUUUUGAACUUAUACUAAACACUAAGGAGUUGAUGGACAAAUUUACAGCAGAAAUGGAUGGCGGUGGAGAUGAUGCUAUAGAUGGCAAUAGACACUUCGAGCAGAGUGAGAGUGUGCAGCACAUGGACCAAGACGACUGUGCAUAUUUUGAAUAUCUGGAGGAUAGUAAAGUCAUUGACUCAUACAUAAACGAAACGAAUAAAGAAAAGGAUGAGUUGAUAAAAGAAUAUAAAAAAUUAAAAAAGAACAAUAUAGAAAUAAAUGAUGAAAUGAAUGAUGAUAUUAAACUAUUGCUAAACUUUUUUGGAAUUCCAUAUGUACAGUCUCCAUGUGAAGCAGAAGCUCAAUGUUCAUACUUAAAUAAUCAGAAUUAUUGUGAUGCUAUUAUAAGCGAUGAUUCUGAUGUAUUAGUAUUUAGUGGAAAGACAAUUAUAAAAAAUUUUUUUAAUAGAAAAAAAACAGUAGAAGUAUAUGAAAAGAAAUUGAUAGAAGAUAAACUAGGUUUAUAUCAGGAAGAAUUAAUUAAUAUAUCAUUAUUAUGUGGAUGUGAUUAUACUAUUGGUGUAUAUGGGAUAGGUAUAGUGAAUGCGUUAGAAAUAAUUAAAGCUUUUCCUAGUUUUGAUGAUUUAAAAAUUUUAAAAGAAAUAGUUUCUAAUCCUUUUAGAGAUAUAAAUAUGGAUAACUAUAAUGAUGAUAUAAAACAUUUUUUAGAAACUCAUAAAAAUUAUAAAUUGAAUUGGGUAUUUCCAAAUAAUUUCCCAGAUAGACAAGUAUAUAAAUGCUUUAAAUACCCCAAGGUAUGUACUGAUAUUAAAAAAUUUGAAUGGCAUUUUCCAAACAUCAGCCAUAUUACGAAAUUUCUAAAUACUGCUACCAACAUUCCUGAGGAAAAAAUUUUUAACGUUCUUAACCCUAUUUUACUUAAGUACGAUAUCAAGGUUCGAAGUUACCAACUCAAAAUCGAAGAUUUCUUUCCCAUCAUUGAGCGGAAGCGAAAGAGUGUCGAUGAUUUGAUCGACAUUAUUCGAGCAAGCAAAAAGGGGGGAAGCGGUACAAAGGGUGGAAAUAGAACGAAGGGGGGAAGUGGCUUAAUGGACCAGACUAUUACCUCUUUGAUUGAUGUUAACCCCGCUGGCAUAAUUAAGUCGAAGCGGAUGACAAGGGCCUUGGACCACAUAAAGAAGAGGAGGAGCACUAAGAAAAAGAAGUAG
Molecule: messenger RNA, 5046 nt
Organism: Plasmodium malariae
Lineage: Eukaryota; Apicomplexa; Aconoidasida; Haemosporida; Plasmodiidae
Gene: RAD2
Product: DNA repair protein RAD2, putative
Exons: 1
Coding region: 1-5046 (1681 amino acids)
Biological process (GO): nucleotide-excision repair
Cellular component (GO): nucleus
Molecular function (GO): DNA endonuclease activity; single-stranded DNA binding
Source: RefSeq, a predicted model, not a curated record